Pistacia vera is the source of this 960-nucleotide messenger RNA. Its product is annotated as epoxide hydrolase A-like. Bases 1 to 960 code for a protein of 319 amino acids. Lineage: Eukaryota; Viridiplantae; Streptophyta; Magnoliopsida; Sapindales; Anacardiaceae. The transcript is spliced from 3 exons. Gene Ontology annotation, molecular function: hydrolase activity. The record is from RefSeq and is a predicted model, not a curated record.
AUGGAGGGCAUAGAGCACAGAAUAGUGAAGGUAAAUGGCAUAAACAUGCACGUUGCAGAGAAAGGCAAAGGCCCAAUAAUUCUCUUCCUCCAUGGCUUUCCUGAGCUUUGGUUCUCCUGGAGGCACCAGAUCCUGGCCUUAUCUUCCUUAGGGUACCGCUGUGUGGCUCCCGACCUCCGUGGGUUCGGCGACACCGAGGCGCCGCCUUCGCAGACCAGCUACACGUGUCUGCAUGUGAUUGGCGACCUGGUUAUGCUGAUCGAUGGGAUUGCCGGCAAGGAUGAAAAAGUAUUUGUGGUGGGACAUGAUUGGGGAGCUUACAUGGCGUGGUACUUGUGCCUGUUCAGACCUGAUAAAAUCGCAGCUUUGUUUAACACAAGUGUGGUGUUUAAACCCUUUGCGGGGAACAUAAGACCUCUUGAUGGCUGCAGAGCUUUCUUUGGUGAUGACUAUUACAUCUGCAGAUUUCAGGAACCAGGAGGGAUAGAAGGUGAGAUUGCAGAGCAUAUUGGUGUAGAGAGAUUUAUAAAGGGAUUCCUAACAUAUAGGAUUCCAGGUCCAAUUUAUUUGCCUAAAGGGAAAGGAUUUGGGCAUUUACCUGACACUCCAAUUGUCUUACCCCCUUGGUUGUCAGAGGAAGAUGUCAAGUACUACACCACCAAAUUUGAGAAGACGGGAUUUACUGGAGGAGUUAACUAUUACCGCAACUUGGACUUGAACUGGGAACUCGUACAAUGGUCGGGAGGUAAAGUAAAUGUACCAGUGAAAUUUGUGGUGGGGCAGGAGGACCUGUGCUAUCAUUUACCAGGAGUGAAAGAGUAUAUUCACAAUGGUGGAUUUAAGAAAGAUGUUCCGUUGUUGGAUGAAGUAGUUGUAAUGGAAGGAGCUGCCCACUUCAUUCAACAAGAAAAGCCUCGGGAGAUUACCAAACACAUUUAUGACUACUUUCAGAAAUUCUGA